Messenger RNA from Penicillium canariense, 4254 nucleotides. RefSeq lists its product as uncharacterized. The record is from RefSeq and is a predicted model, not a curated record. Gene Ontology annotation, cellular component: membrane. Gene Ontology annotation, biological process: transmembrane transport. Gene Ontology annotation, molecular function: ABC-type transporter activity; ATP hydrolysis activity; ATP binding. The transcript has 10 exons. The coding region runs from base 1 to 4254 and encodes 1417 amino acids. Lineage: Eukaryota; Fungi; Ascomycota; Eurotiomycetes; Eurotiales; Aspergillaceae.
AUGUCACUGCCUCCGAGUGCCGAACCAAUGGCCUGCGCUGAGAGCUCUUCGACAGGAUCGUCCCCACAUCGUUCAGAUCUCGAGACUGCCAGCAGAAUAUCGCGUUCGGUGACGAACUUUGAUAUCAACGCCAUUUCGCGGAUUGCGUCCUUGGUUUCUACCCAAGGGCGAGGGGUGCUGCAUACAAUUGCAGAAGAUGACCCGGCACUUGACCCCACCAGGAAGGAGUUCAACCACUAUAAAUGGGCUCGCACCAGACUCAACCAGCUGGAUGAAGAAAGUGUCUUGCGUAAACAUGCGGGUUUGGUGUUCAAAAACCUAAAUGUUUCUGGGUCUGGCGCUGCGCUGCAGCUGCAAGAAGUGGUGAGCUCGGCUCUGCUAGCUCCGUUCCGCCCUGCCAGCUACAGAAACAUACUGCAUCCAGAGCCCAGGAGGCAGAUUCUACAUAAUUUUGACGGGAUGCUCAGGAGCGGCGAGAUGCUCAUGGUUUUGGGUCGACCGGGCAGCGGCUGCUCAACGUUCCAGAAGACAAUCUGUGGUGAGCUACACGGGUUCAACGUACAUCCAGACUCGGUUAUGCACUACAAUGGAAUCCCCAUGAAGAAGAUGCACGAGGAGUUUAAGGGCGAGUGCGUCUAUAACCAGGAGGUGGAUAAGCAUUUCCCACACUUGACAGUGGGUGAAACGCUGGAAUUUGCUGUCGUCGGCCCGAACCCCAUCUCAUCGGUUGACGGGGGUGUCUCGCAAGCAUAUCGCAGAGAUGGCGCUACCCGGGGCCUUGACGCUGCCAGUGCUUUGGAAUUUGUGAAAGCACUGCGAAUAUCGGCCGAUUUAACUGGAGGCUGCCAUGCGGUAGCCGCCUAUCAGGCAUCUCAAGCUAUCUAUGACGUUUUCGACAAGGUGAUGGUCUUGUACGAGGGCCGCGAAAUCUACUUCGGGCCAUGCAACCAGGCAGAGGAAUAUUUUGUCAAUAUGGGCUGGGUAAAUCCCCCUCGACAGACAGUCGGAGACUUUCUUACUUCUGUUACGAACCAUCAAGAGCGCAAGGCACAACAAGGGAUGGAGCAUAGGAUUCCGCGAACUCCCGAAGAAUUUGAGCGCUACUGGAAGAAGAGCCCUGAGUAUGCUGCCCUUCUGGAAGAAAUCAAACAGUACGAGUCUGAAUACCCUCUGGGGGGCCACGGGCAAGAGGAUGUGACAGCCGGGAAGCGUACGGAGCAGGCGAAGCACGUGCGGCCAAAGAGUCCAUAUCUCAUCUCGGUUCCAAUGCAACUCAAACUGUGCAUGAUACGGGCCUAUCAGAGCACUCCGGAUGCCACUGCUGGUUUCUUCGCCAAAGGCUCCCUGCUUUUUUUUGCCACCCUACUCAAUGCCCUUAUAAGCGUGACAGAAAUCAAUUCUCUCUAUGAGCAGCGUCCUAUUGUGGAGAAGCAAGCGUCCUAUGCGUUUGUCCACCCUUUUGCAGAGGCCUGUGGGGCGAUCAUGGCCGACCUACCCAUCAAGCUUACAUCUGCAGUAUUGUUCAAUGUAACCAUUUAUUUUCUUGGGAGUCUGCGGUAUACUGCAUUCCAAUUUUUCAUCUUCUUUCUCUUCAGCUUCCUUUCGACUAUGAUUAUGUCCGCUGUCUUCCGCACUUUGGCCGCACUGACGCAAAGCGUUGCUCAAGCCAUGGCUUUGGCCGGACUCAUGAUCCUCAUACUUGUCAUCUAUGCAGGGUUCGUGGUUCCCACGCCAGAGAUGCACCCCUGGUUCGCCUGGCUACGAUGGCUAAAUCCGCUUUUUUAUACUUUCGAGGGCCUCAUUGCCAAUGAAUUUCAUGGGCAAAAUUUCGAAUGUUCUCAAUUUAUUCCGGGAUACCCAAGCUUAUCUGGUGAUGCUUUUAUUUGCUCCGUGCCUGGGUCUGUGGCAGGAGCAAGAAGCGUAUCUGGGGAUUCUUUCAUCUAUGCGCAGUAUCGCUACAGCUACUCUCACGAGUGGAGAAAUCUGGGCAUCCUCAUUGGUUUCUGGAUAGUCUUUAUUUUCGCAUAUCUCCUUGCCACCGAGUUGAACUGUGCCACGUCGUCAACAGCUGAAUUCCUCGUCUUCCGUCGAGGUAACAUUCCUGCCUACAUGCAACACCAUAUCAAGGAUACAGAGAAGUCUGCUAAUUCCCAAGCGCUGGUACUGGAGCACCCAGUUAAGAGUGAGGUGCCCAUGGAUCUGAGCACAGUCAUGCCAGAGCAGCAGAGCAUCUUUACUUGGCAGAACCUGUGUUACGAUAUUCCCGUAAAAGGAGGGCAACGCCGCCUUCUCGAUCAUGUUUCCGGCUGGGUAAAUCCAGGAACUCUGACAGCAUUGAUGGGCGUGUCUGGAGCAGGAAAGACCACGCUGCUGGACAUUCUUGCACAGCGGGUGACUCUUGGGGUGGUCACCGGUGACAUGUUGGUUAACGGACGUUCUCUACCAGCAAGCUUUCAACGACAAACUGGGUAUGUACAGCAGCAGGAUCUUCACCUCGCUACAUCAACUGUGCGUGAGGCUUUGGGGUUUAGCGCUAUGCUCCGGCAACCCAAGUCCGUUUCCAAGGCAGAGAAGUAUGCCUAUGUAGAUCAAGUCAUCAAGAUGCUGAAUAUGACGGACUUUGCCGAGGCUGUCGUCGGUACACCGGGAGAAGGCCUCAAUGUGGAGCAGCGGAAACUCUUGACCAUCGGAGUUAAACUGGCGGCGAAGCCACAACUCCUCCUAUUUCUGGAUGAGCCGACAAGCGGCCUAGAUUCUCAGAGCGCGUGGUCUAUCUGUGCCUUUCUGCGCAAGCUUGCAGAUAACGGACAGGCAGUCCUUUCAACAAUUCAUCAGCCAAGCGCCAUCUUGUUUCAGCAGUUUGAUCGGCUUCUCUUCCUGGCCAAAGGGGGUAAAACCGUGUAUUUUGGCGACAUCGGGGAGCAGUCCAGAUCACUGCUAGACUAUUUCGAGCGGAACGGAGCGAGGUCGUGUGACCCAUGCGAGAACCCCGCCGAGUACAUGUUAGAAAUCAUUGGUGCAGGUGCAUCUGGCCACGCUUCCAAAGACUGGCCGGCAGUUUGGAAAAAAAGCAAUGAAGCCAGUGAAGUAAAAGCCGAAUUGGGUCGCAUCCGUGCCGCGGGAUCUUCUCCUAACGAUGGCACUGGAUUGAUCAAUACAGAAUUGGACGACCAGGGAGAAUAUGCCAUGCCACUAAUCGCUCAGUUAUGGUGGGUGACUCGCCGGGUGUUUCAGCAAUACUGGCGUGAGCCAGCCUACAUCGGGGCAAAGUACAUGCUAGGUGUUGUCUCGGCUUUGUUCAUUGGCUUUUCCUACUUCUUGCCAGGACAAUCCAUCCAAGGGAUACAGAAUCGCCUGUUUAGUUCCUUCAUGUUGACGUCAAUUUUUUCCACGUUGGUCCAACAGAUCAUGCCUAAGUUUAUCACUCAGCGCUCGUUGUACGAGGUACGGGAACGGCCAUCGAAAACGUACUCAUGGGUGGCGUUCGUCGUCUCGAAUAUCGUCGUGGAAAUUCCAUACCAGAUUCUCCUCGGAGUACUAGUCUGGGCAAGCUACUACUAUCCUAUCUAUGGCGCAAAUCAGAGCUUGGAUCAGCAGGGACUUAUGAUGAUGUUUGUGGUUCAAUUCUUCCCCUUCACCUCGACCUACGCAGACCUGGUGAUUUCCUCCUUGCCGGAUGCCGAAACUGCAGGAACCGUUGCGACAUUGUCCUUUGCCCUCAUCCUAACGUUCAACGGAGUCAUGCAGACUCCAACCGCCCUUCCUGGAUUCUGGACUUUCAUGUACCGUGUCUCGCCCCUAACAUAUUUGGUCGCGGGAAUGUGCGGUAAUGCGCUACACGGACAGCAAGUUCGAUGUUCUAGCAGGGAGCUUAGUGUAUUGUCUCCUCCCGAAGGCAUGACAUGCGGCCAAUACCUUGGUGACUGGUUGAGUGCAUCGCCAGGUCAACUCUUCAACCCGUCUGCCACGACGGGCUGCGAGAUUUGUGCUUUCACUACCGCAGACCAGUAUCUGUCCCUCAGCAAGAUCUACUACAGUCAACGCUGGCGCAACUUCGGAAUCGGCUGGGCCUAUAUUGGGUUUAACAUUGGAGGGGCUAUACUAUUGUAUUAUGUUUUCCGCGUGCGCCACUACAAGCCAAAUUUGCUUCCGCGGGUAGUGACUGCCCGUGGACGAGUCUUACAUAGACUGUUCAGGAGAAGGUCGGGAAGUGUCCCCCAAGAGAAGGAGGCCGAUACCAGCCGGGUUCUGUGA